This is a messenger RNA of Diospyros lotus (date-plum), 2969 nucleotides long. RefSeq names its product kinesin-like protein KIN-13B. Gene Ontology annotation, biological process: microtubule-based movement. The transcript is spliced from 12 exons. Gene Ontology annotation, molecular function: microtubule motor activity; microtubule binding; ATP binding. The coding region runs from base 364 to 2601 and encodes 745 amino acids. The record is from RefSeq and is a predicted model, not a curated record. NCBI's taxonomy places the organism in Eukaryota, Viridiplantae, Streptophyta, Magnoliopsida, Ericales, Ebenaceae.
CCCCCCCCCCCCCCCCUCUCUCUCUCUCUCUCUCUCUCUCUUCUUUUCAAAAGUUUCAAAAAUCAUUUCUUUUCAAAAGUAGCCUCCAAAAACAAAAAAAAAUCUUCAACAAUCUUCUCUGUUGGUCCUCCUCCGUCAUCAUCGUCGUUACCAAUCCAUCCAUCUCUCUGAAACAAAGCUCCACCGAACCCACACUUUAUCUCUCUCUAAAACCAUCACUCUUCUUCGAUCCCUUUGGGUAAGUUUUCCUGUUCUUUACCGCCCUGCACGGCCGCCAAGAGGAUGUUUCUGCCCUAAGAAUUCCAUCGGAUUGUGCGGUUGACUUGGUUGAAAGAGAAAACAGAGGAGGAGAAAGAGAAGAAGAUGAACGCAGUUGGAAGACAAAUGCAGAGAUCUGGUUCCACCGGGCAGCCGCACCACCGCCGCCAGUACUCCGACAACUUCAUCGACUCCUCCUUCAACAACAAGUGGCUUCAAUCGGCGGCUCAACAGGAUUUUCGUUUGUACGGCAACAAUGGUGGAGGUCAGGGUUCCAGAUCGGGCAGAACCGUGCAGAGGAGUGUUAAUGGAGGAGGAAACGAGGUGUUUGGAGAUCCCUCAACCCCGCCUGCUUGUUCAAGGUCGUCGAGCAUGAGGAAGACCUGGGGGGAUGAGCAAGUUUCGCCAAGUGAGCUCAGCCCUGGGUUGCUCGAUCUGCAUUCCCUUGAUACAGAGCUAUUGCCGGAGCAGCUUCCUGGUCUAUAUAACGGAUCUUCUGUUAAUCACCAUGUUCAUGGGAAAAGCUUUGAUGAUUCUGAGCCAUACAUCACAACCAGCAAAGUUAUAAAUGGUGGCUGUGGUGUACCAGAAAAUAGUCUUCUUAAAGGCUUAUUUACAGAUAAAGAGAAAGCUACAAAUGUAGCAAAGAUCAAAGUUGUGGUGCGUAAGAGGCCGCUUAACAAGAAGGAAGUAGCAAAGAAAGAAGAAGAUAUUAUAACCAUAGAUCGGAAUAUUAAUUCACUCACUGUUCAUGAAACAAAACUCAAGGUUGACCUUACUGAAUAUCUUGAGAAACAUGAAUUCGUUUUUGAUGCUGUGAUGGGUGAAGAUGUUUCCAAUGAUGAAGUGUACUCAGAGACUGUGGAACCCAUAGUCCCUAUAAUUUUUCAACGAACUAAAGCUACCUGCUUUGCUUAUGGACAAACAGGCAAUGGAAAGACUUAUACCAUGCAACCACUUCCCCUCAAGGCAUCCCAAGAUAUUUUCAGACUAAUGCAACAAUCUUAUCGGAAUCAAGGAUUUCAGUUGUUUGUCAGUUUCUUUGAGAUAUAUGGAGGGAAAGUUUUUGAUCUACUUAAUGACCGGAAAAAGCUUUGCAUGAGGGAGGACGGGAAACAGCAGGUUUGCAUAGUGGGUUUGCAAGAAUACAGAGUGUUGAAUGUAGAGACAGUCAAGGAGUUAAUUGAGAGAGGAAAUGCCACGAGAAGUACUGGCAUAACUGGGGCAAAUGAGGAAUCCUCUCGUUCGCAUGCUAUACUUCAGCUUGCCAUCAAGAGGCCAGUUGACGUAAAUGAGUCAAAACCACCUCGGGUUGUUGGCAAGCUAUCUUUUAUAGAUCUUGCUGGAAGUGAACGUGGUGCAGAUACUACUGACAAUGAUAAACUGACAAGAAUGGAAGGUGCUGAAAUUAACAAAAGUUUACUUGCUUUGAAAGAAUGCAUUAGAGCUCUUGACAAUGACCAGGGCCACAUUCCAUUCAGGGGGAGUAAGCUGACUGAGGUUCUUCGAGAUUCAUUUGUAGGUGACUCCCGCACGGUUAUGAUAUCAUGCAUUUCACCAAAUUCAGGUUCAUGCGAACAUACUCUCAACACACUAAGAUAUGCUGACAGAGUUAAGAGUCUAUCCAAGGGGAGCAGCUCCAAGAGGGAUCCUUUGUCUUCAUCCUCAAACCUUAGAAGCUCGACUGCAUUGCCCUUAUCAUCAAUUUCAUCAAGUGUGACAGCCUCUGAAGAUAGCAUGCUUGAUGUUCCUUAUGAAAGCAACAGGGUUGGAUGGCCCAAGCAAACUGAAAGGGAGUUGACUCCAUCUUUCAACAUUGAACGUGUUCCAAGUGGACGGGCGCAAGGCAAUUUCUCCUCUUCUUUGUACAGCAAUAAUUACAAGGGUCUAAGAGCUGGUGAUGACAUAACUGAAGACAAUAGUGAUUGCUUCGACUCGAGCUAUGAACAAGACAGAUCAUCAUCGAUGAUAAAUAAAAUGGCAUCAGAGGUGGAGAAUAAAACCAGGAAGACUGGGAUGCAGACAAAACCGAGGGAUGUGGCAGACUUCCAGCCCCCCAAGUUGUACACAGAUGAUGAUCUCGAUGCCUUGUUGAAGGAGGAGGAAGAUCUUGUAACUGCACAUCGGAGACAAGUAGAGGAAACCAUGCAUAUUGUUAGAGAGGAAAUGAACCUACUGGUUGAGGUUGAUCAACCGGGCAAUCAGCUGGACGACUAUGUUUCUAGACUGAACGCCAUUCUUUCUCAGAAGGCUGCAGGGAUUCUGCAACUCCAAACCCGAUUGGCCCACUUCCAGAGGCAUCUGAAAGAGUACAAUGUCUUGGUAUCUUCAUCUGGUAACUGAAGUUGCAAAGAAGCUUCCCGGCUUGUGCCAGAUUUUGUUUGAGUUCACCUGUUGCUCGGUGAAUUUUGUGGGAGAUGGGUUGUCGGAGUGAUGAACUUGCGCGAAAGAGAAACAGAAAACACAGAAAGAGAUUAUUGAAAAGAAAAGAUGGGUUGUUGGAGUGCAAUAUGAAGGUUUAUUUGCUUGUUUAUGUAUGGUUUAGUGAUCUGAUCUGAUGAUGUUGAGUCCCAAGUGUUGUGAGCUGAGAGUUGUAAGGAGAGUUUAUAUCCAUGUCUGAUCAUUUUCUUCUUGUAAGGCUUCUCCCCUCUCUGACACCAUUUCAGGUGAGUGAGUGUUAUUGAAUUGAUUCCCGGUAUCCUCUUUCCUUA